This is a messenger RNA of Humulus lupulus (European hop), 1083 nucleotides long. RefSeq lists its product as uncharacterized. The transcript is spliced from 2 exons. Gene Ontology annotation, molecular function: zinc ion binding. The coding region runs from base 1 to 1083 and encodes 360 amino acids. Lineage: Eukaryota; Viridiplantae; Streptophyta; Magnoliopsida; Rosales; Cannabaceae. The record is from RefSeq and is a predicted model, not a curated record.
AUGUUAUGUGCAGUCGCGCUGGAUGCAAAUAACCAUCUAUAUCCAGUUGCAUUUGGUAUUGUGGAUAGUGAGAAUCAUGAUUCUUGGAAGUAUUUCAUGUCAAAGCUAAAAGAAGCGAUUGGGGAAGUCGAGGACCUGGCGUUUGUAUCUGACAGGCAUGCAAGUAUUACACAUACCUUGGAAACUAUUUUCUCCGAUGCCUAUCACGGUGCUUGCUACCACCACAUUAGUAUGAAUGUGGUUGCUAAAUUCAAGACUGAUCAUUGUCAUGUGUUGAUGUAUAAUGCGACAUAUGCUUUUAGGAAAUUCGAGUUCCACGCUAACUUCGAAAAAAUCAAAUCAAAAGACCCAGCCAUUGUUCAAUACCUAGAAGGAAUGGGUUUUGAUAAGUGGUCCCGUGCUUACUUUCCUGGAAAUAGGUAUAAUAUAAUGACAAGCAAUUACGCUGAAAGUUUCAACAAUAAGACCCGGGACGCUAGGAGCUUUCCGAUAUCUACAUUCGUCGAAUUUAUUCGCUUCACACUACAGUCCUGGUUCUGUAAUAGGAAAGAAACUAGCGAGAAGACAACUACCACUCUUGCACCGACCUAUGAGAAAAAUUUGGUGGAUAUGGCUGAGAAAGCUCGAUUCUUGAUUCCUUAUGCAAUAGGGAGGCAUGAGUUCCAUGUGUUAGAUGGUGAGCUGAAUGGUGAAGUCGACCUCCUGAAUAAGACAUGCACAUGCGGCGUGUUUCAGAUUAUUGGUAUCCCAUGUGCUCAUGCACUAUCUGGAUCCCUUAAGCAAGGGGUGAACUUUUAUUCGUUGUGUUCAGAUUACUAUAAAAUUGAGACAUGGAGGUCCUCUUACACAGAAUCUAUAUAUCCUACUGGUAACGAGGAAGAGUGGAUUGUUCCACAUGACAUUAUGACAAUAACAGUGAGAACACCUGCGCAGAAAAACCCGGUUGGUCGUCCAAAGAAGAAACAAGGUAGGCCUAAGACGAAACGCCAUCCUUCCAAUGGAGAUAAAUUGGUUGUUCCACGCAAGUGCAGCACUUGUGGAGGUCUAGGCCAUAAUAGGGCAACUUGUAAAGUUCGUGUUUGA